AUGGCGGCCUUCAAGCGGUACAGAUUCUACGACGCCCUGAUCAAGAAUGACACGGGCCUCCCCGACACGGUGACCUGCGCCGUGCAGGACGAGGCGCUCCAGCUCUUCCUGGGCUGCAGCGACGGCACCGUAAUCUGCCUGCACGCUGAUCUCAGCCUGAAGGCCACCUUACCCUCACAUGCCGGCCCGGUGCACGCCAUAGCAUGCUACGAUCAUGACGUGCUGUGCACGGUGGGCGAGGAGGGGGCCGGCACGCCCAGCCUGACUCUGAAGAUCUGGAACGGGCGGGAGGGGUCGGGCGCGCCCAUGAACCCCAUGGUGGCCAGGCUCUUCGCCAACAAGUCCCCACCCAGCGACGCCGUGGCGGCCGCCGACAUCCACGUGUCGGCCCUGGAGUGGCCCAACCUCCAUGUCGCGGUGGCGCUCAGCUCCGGCGCCCUGCACAUCUCCAGAUUCGACAAGGGUGAGGGUGCCGGCCCCCUGCACCUCAGCAGCGAGGACCGGGAGGCCACCUUCCUGGCCUUUGCGCGCACCCCUGCGGCCUCCCUGCUCUGGGCCACCACGCGCACAGCCACGGCGGCCUGGCGGCUGCCGCGCGGUGACCGCGCGCUGCUGGAGCCGAGCGGCGCCGAGCCGCGCCGAGCCACGCUUUCCUCGGCCACGCAACUGGCCGUGGCCGGCGCAGAGGCGGUGCUUUCCUUCGACGUGGAGCACGGCCAGACGGGGGCGCUGGCGCUGCCCGGGCCCAAGGCCUGGCUGGCAGGGGCGGGGUCCCACCUGGCCGUCGCCUCGCCCGAGGCCGGCACCGGGGCUGCCGGCGCCGGGGUCAACGGCGCCGUGUCCCUGCGCCUAUUGGACCCCGCCAACCGCCGUGCCGACGCGGCGACGCUGGCCGAGGUGCGCCUGCAGUACGCCGAUGCGCUGUACGCCAAGCGCGACUAUGAUGCCGCGCUGGAACAGUAUCUGGGCACCAUGGGCCACCUGGAGCCGUCGUACGUCAUCCAGCGCUUCCUCUCCGUCCAGCGCCUGGCCAACCUGACCACCUACCUGGAGAAGCUGCACGCCGCGGGCCUGCUGGCGCACGUGCCGGUGGAAACCACGGCACUGGUCAUGGAGCUGUGCGUGCCGCCCGGCGGCGUGGCGACGCGGGACGCCGAUGCCGACGGCGAUGCCGGCCCCGUGGCCAGCCUGGCCGACUACACACACCUGUACGCCGACCGGCCGGAGGACCUGCGCUACGCCUGCCUGACCAUCAUCAACAUGGGCGGCGCGGGGACGCAGGCCCAGCGCUCGCUGUACCGCACGCUGCUGGACCUGUACCUCGCCGGCCUGCCGGGCCAGGCCGGCCAACAGGAUGCGCUGGACCUCUUGAAGUGA
Molecule: messenger RNA, 1377 nt
Organism: Auxenochlorella protothecoides
Lineage: Eukaryota; Viridiplantae; Chlorophyta; Trebouxiophyceae; Chlorellales; Chlorellaceae
Product: Vacuolar protein sorting-associated protein 11-like protein
Exons: 6
Coding region: 1-1377 (458 amino acids)
Biological process (GO): endosome organization; vacuole organization; organelle fusion
Cellular component (GO): endosome; HOPS complex
Molecular function (GO): protein-macromolecule adaptor activity; protein binding
Source: RefSeq, a predicted model, not a curated record